CAACCAAGUUGAUUUAGAUCUAGUAAAGCCCGUAAAGGAAGCGACAUAAGGACAUUGUUGUUGUUUUUUGGCAAAGUAAAAUUUGACAAUCUCAUUUUCGGAUUAAUAAUGUAGACAUAAUCUAGUCUACAUCUAUUUGUUGAUUAGGAUUGUUUGACUAACAGAAAUAUUUUUUCUACAUUCUAAAGACCAAGAAAUGGAUGCAAGAUGGGGUAGAACUUCUCCCAUUGCUAUGGCAACAGGAGAUUCUGGACCCUCAUUAAUGGUGAUAGGAAACAGACCUUUAGUCAACAUUUUCAAUGCACAAACUGAUGACUAUGAUGGUCUAGUGAUCAGUAAAUCUAGGACUAGCAAUAGUCACCUGGAAUACUUUCACUCCAAAGUGUCCAAAGGAAAUGCCUUUAAUAUUUCAGACAAACUUCAAGGUCAAGACAUUGACAGGAAACGAAUGAUUAAGAUAUGUCCAGAAGAAGACAAAAUGAUAGAAUCAGAACGUUGGUUCCAACCAGUACAAGUUCAACAACAACCUGAACUGAAUCAGCAUUUUGAUUUAGGGGAAAAACUCUUGAGUAAGACACAAGUCAAGAAGAAAGAGAUACUUCUACCAGAAAGCAGAGAUCUAUCCCACAAAGCAGCUCAGAAGCGCUGUGCCUCAGAAGACCAGUGGAAAGAGGAAAUGUUUGAAGGAAUACAGACAAUCAAUUUGAGGCAGACAGAUAGGGAGCAAGCCCAUGAACUGAUAGAAAGCAUCAACCUGAAGCAACAAACUGAAGCUAAAUGUAUUAGCUUUGACCAACAAAAAUUCUCCACCUUUGAAAAUCUGAUUGAAGAAAAAGAAGCUAAAAACUCUGGUAGUUUUGGAGAAGUUUGUAAAGUAAAAGACUCAUUAACAUGCAGCAGUCUGAUCAGGAAAAAGAUAAAAGACAAAAUAGAAGCCAAUGAGGUUGAAGUUCCAAUCCAGUUCUUACACAAACCCAAUCUGUGUGCAGUACUAGGACUGUACUUUGAUUGUAAAGACACCUAUGUCAUUCAGGAAGAUGCAGGUUAUUCACUUCGCCAGCUUGGCAGCAAUUUAGAUUUUCGAAAGAAACUUCUACAACAACCAGACAUGACAGUGAAAAUAGUGUUUGACAUUUUUCAAGGUCUGGCCAUCCUUGAGACUCACAACAUUGUCCACUGUGAUAUCAAACCUGAGAAUGUUUGUCUCAAGUUUAACUCUGAUGGAUCCCAUACAGCUAAGAUCAUUGACUUUGGAUCCUGUAAAACACCAAAAGAUAAAAUGAACUACAUAGGACUUACUCCAGAAUAUCUACCACCAUCUAUAAAUCAGUUCCUUUGUUUGGCUAUGCAGAAAAAGCUGACCCAGUCCACAGUACAUCCCCGACUGACUGUGAAAGAUGAUGUCUGGGGAGCAGGGAUGGUGACGUUGUACAUUGAGAAGGGAGAGCAUCCUGUUAUCAAACACUUCACUGGCCAGCAAGACUAUCCCAGAGACCAGAAGGGCAUGACACUCAGAGUGGAAGUGAUGAAAAAGACUGCUGAGCUGCGUAAUCCUCUACCUACGUAUUUCAACACAAAUAAACCUGUUCUGGAUUAUUUGCUAGCCAAUGUCUUGUCAGUGGACCCAAAUCUAAGGUGGACAUCUUCUGCAGCUGUCACAUUCUUAAAAGCCAAACUAAACCCUGAACCCAAGUUGAAAAGACAAAAACAAGAAGUGCUGAAUCAGCCCAAAUUUGAACACAAUCUUAUUAAGAGAGACAACUCCAUUGAGGAUGUUGACCUGAAAGCUUGUAAAGGUGUUCAUCUCCCUUUCUCAGCCAGCUCUCCAAGGGAAGAGGAACUUUUGUUUGGGAACACAUUUGGAGCAGCUUUCAGGCUGAAACAAGAAUUUCAGAGCACCCCUGCACACCAGAGUAAUGUGCAAAAGAGACAAUAUGAUCCUGACAUGACCCAGAAUGUAUUGGCUCCACAGCCCUUGUUCCAUCAAGCUUCAACCCAUAACCUUACUUCCAAGUCAUUUCCUCAGAGAAAACAGCCUUUUAUUGAAACCAAUCCAUUUCAGCAGGUUACUUUCUUCCCUAUGUCACAGAAACAAGUUUCCAACCCUCAGAAAAUGUUAGCAAGUACAUUUCAUCCAGUUUGUCCUCAGUCAAGGAAACAAGUGUUAUCAGCUGAAGAGGACAUGGAAUAUGAAGAUCUGGUCCAAUCUUUUUUCAAUUCUGAUGACCAAGUCAUUGACAGAAAACAGCCUCACUCAUAUAGAGUUUCUCAUGUCCUUGGAGGAGCAACUUUUCAGAAGCUAGAAACUCCAGCCUUGGGAGUGGCUGAGCAGAAGCUAGAAACUCCAGCAGUGGCUGAGCAGAACAACUUUCUAACAGAACUAGGGAACAUCCCUGACAUGGUAGCCUUGCUGGAGGAAGAGGGGGGGAGAAUCAAAAUCAAAGGCAGACGUCGCAGCAACAAGAAAGAGUAAACUAUAGUUAAAUCAGCAACUUGACAUCUGCAACAUAACAUCUGCAUAUUUAACUUGACAUCUGCAACUUGAAUUUCCUCAAAUGCAAAUCAUGUUUGGUUUUAUUGAUUUGAUUUUAAAGUUAAUAUCAGAUAAAAUUUGAACUAAAAUUGUGUACAGUUUCAACAAAAUUAUCAUACACAACAAUUAUUUCUUUUUGGAUUUGGUUAGACAUGAAAAGAGUGACUCAAAGAUUUCUUUUUGAUUCAUUACUAUGACGUGACUGAACAUUAGAAGAAGACCUUUGAAAUGAUUGAACAUUAGAAGAAGACCUUUGAAAUGAUUGAACAUUAGAAGAAGACCUUUGAAAUGAUUGAACAUUAGAAGAAGACCUUUGAAAUGAUUGAACAUUAGAAGAAGACCUUUGAAAUGACUGAACAUUAGAAGAAGACCUAUGAAAUGACUGAACAUUAGAAGAAGACCUUUAAAAUGACUGAACAUUAGAAGAAGACCUUUAACUAUCAAGUUAGAAAAAACAUUUGUUCUGAAAGAGAACACACACUAACAAGAAAAAACAUUUUAUAUACUUUUUAAAAUAAAAAACAAAGCUUAGAAUUAAGUGUAAUUUUAUCAAUUAGUUUGAAUCAGUCAUGUCAUUAAAGUUGUAAUAGAUUUGGACUAAGGAAAAUAAAUCUGUGUGAUUACAAAUAUUUUUACCAAUUGUUGUUUUGCGCAAUCUCAUGCUAUUAGCUUUCUUAAUAUGCGCUAUAAUACUAUCGCUUAUCUGGACCAGUAGGAAAAGGAGGGGUGGGGAAGAAAGAAGGGGGGAAUCUGUGUGAAUGUUACUGUAAUCGCUUUUUAAUGCAUUUUUAUUUUUUUAAAUAGCUGUACGAUUUGAAUUCAGAUUCGAAGGCUUAAACCAAUACACUAACCACUGUGCCAGCAAAGUGAUUAUGAAAAUAGGUUUUAUAGUUAUCUAUUGUUAGUUUUAAACUUUUAAGUGAUGACCUAAUUCUCUACACAAAUUAUAAUGUUGACUAAUUCCACUUUUACCACUACAUCUGUCAAGCACAAUUUCUUUUCCUUCAUCGAUACCAAACAAAAUUAUCAUCUCUUGUACUAUUUGUGUGUUAUCCCUUGUACUAUUUGUGUGUUAUCCCUUGUACUACUGCUUUUUUUUUUAAAGUAUCAUCUAGCAUUUCUAUUCUAUGAUUAAUUAGAUGGGACUUCUCAAUGUAGGUCCUAGUAGUGCACACACUUUAUUCACUGGUCAUAUUAUAAUACUUAAGAACUUUUUUUUUCACUACUGAGCCUUAAGUUCAUUGAUUUAUUGGUAUCUUUUGUAGUUUCUUUCAGCCACUUGUCCAACUACUUAGAUUCUGAGAGAGAGUUUGUAAAACAGGUUUUCUUUCAUUAGAUCAGCCUUCCCAUUCUCUUUUUUGUUUUGUUAGUUUACCAUCCCAAUGUGUCUAUACCAUCCCAAUGUGUCUAUACCAUCCCAAUGUGUCUAUACCAUCCCAAUGUGUCUAUUUGUUGGUAUAUCAUCCCAAUGUGUCUAUACCAUCCCAAUGUGUCUAUACCAUCCCAAUGUGUCUAUUUGUUGGUAUAUCAUCCCAAUGUGUCUAUUUGUUGGUAUAUCAUCCCAAUGUGUCUAUACCAUCCCAAUGUGUCUAUUUGUUGGUAUAUCAUCCCAAUGUGUCUAUUUGUUGGUAUAUCAUCCCAGUGUGUCUAUUUGUUUGUAUGUCAUCCCAAUGUGUCUAUUUGUUAGUAUAUCAUCCCAGUGUGUCUAUUUGUUGGUAUAUCAUCCCAGUGUGUCUAUUUGUUAGUAUAUCAUCCCAAUGUGUCUAUUUGUUGGUAUGUCAUCCCAAUGUGUCUAUUUGUUAGUAUGUCAUCCCAAUGUGUCUAUUUGUUAGAAUGUCAUCCCAAUGUGUCUAUUUCUUACUAUAUCAUCCCAAUGUGUCUAUUUGUUAGUAUGUCAUCCCAAUGUGUCUAUUUGUUAGUAUAUUGUCCCAAUGUGUCUAUUUGUUGGUAUAUCAUCCCAAUGUGUCUAUUUGUUAGUAUGUCAUCCCAAUGUGUCUAUUUGUUAGUAUAUUGUCCCAAUGUUUCUAUAUCAUCCUAAUGUGUCUAUUUGUUAGUUUUUGUUAUUGUUAUUUGUUAGUCCCACGUCAACUGGGUCAAUCAACUGUUAGUCUCAAGUCAACUGGGUCAAUUAAGUGUUAGUCACAGGCCAACUGGGUGAAUCAAAGGUUAGUCCCAGGUAAACUGAGUCAUUUGUUAUAAAAAAAAUAACUAGGUGUUGUAUUAAAAAUCUGUACAUUACCUAAAACAUUAAUGAAACUUGUAGAGCAACUUUGCAAUGUAAUUAGUUUCUUAUAAAUUAAAAAAAGCCAUAUUCCACUCUGGAAGUUUUAUUGUUUGAAUCAUUGUUUCUCUAUUUGCCUGUUUUGACUUUUUCAAAUAAAUAAAUAUUUUCUUUA
Biomphalaria glabrata is the source of this 4929-nucleotide messenger RNA. RefSeq names its product probable serine/threonine-protein kinase dyrk1. The record is from RefSeq and is a predicted model, not a curated record. Gene Ontology annotation, cellular component: nucleus; cytoplasm. Gene Ontology annotation, biological process: protein phosphorylation; mitotic DNA damage checkpoint signaling. The transcript is spliced from 14 exons. Gene Ontology annotation, molecular function: protein serine/threonine kinase activity; ATP binding. NCBI's taxonomy places the organism in Eukaryota, Metazoa, Mollusca, Gastropoda, Planorbidae. The coding region runs from base 197 to 2473 and encodes 758 amino acids.